This is a messenger RNA of Prosopis cineraria, 2364 nucleotides long. RefSeq names its product DNA cross-link repair protein SNM1. Bases 156 to 1787 code for a protein of 543 amino acids. Lineage: Eukaryota; Viridiplantae; Streptophyta; Magnoliopsida; Fabales; Fabaceae. Gene Ontology annotation, molecular function: damaged DNA binding; 5'-3' DNA exonuclease activity. The transcript is spliced from 9 exons. The record is from RefSeq and is a predicted model, not a curated record. Gene Ontology annotation, biological process: interstrand cross-link repair; double-strand break repair via nonhomologous end joining; protection from non-homologous end joining at telomere.
ACCUUGCUUACAUCUGCCAGCAGUGAUUUGCUUUAAUAGUUCAUUCAUUAUUUCGUUAUUACUACUUAUUAAAAAAUGGUUAAUUUUCCCGCUGGUUCAUUUUAAAAUACUGAAUCACUAUUCCUCGUCUCAUCCGCGAGAGCGCGGGUAACAAUAUGAUGCCGUUGUUUGCAGACGCAUCAGCACCAUCGCCGACGAAAGAAGGAGAAGGAGAAGAAGAGCUGUUUCCUCACAACGGUUAUGAUUACGAUGCCGAAGACGACGCUUUAUCUGGUGUAGUUUUGUUGAACGAGGAGGGAUUCCCAUUGGAACUCGCGGGCGAAGAUGAUGCGAAGAACGGAGCUGAAGGAUCAGAAAAAACGCCAGGGAAAGGCGAAUUCGCCGCUGAUUUUUAUCUCUGCGGAACCGAUUGGUCUUGCUUGUUGCCGGAAGAUUGUAGUGGCAGCGUGAAACUUAAGAGAGGGGAUCUCGUUCACGACCCAAUGCCUUCGGGGAAGAAGCUGAAGCAGGUCAAUCUACUUCAGAUUUGGGGCUUAAAGAAAAAUAGCGAUGAGGAUUCUUUUUCUGCCUCCUCUAUUGAUUAUAAACAGAGUCUAAGUGGUAAUUUUGAUGCUGGAGACGGGGGUGGUAUUCUUUCUGGGAAGAAGAGUGUGAAGGCUGAAAGCUGGGAAUCAAUGUCUCGUGAUGUUCAGACACAUUCUGUAAAAUCAAAUCAUUUUCGUGAGAGAAUGAACAAUGGCGACGUUAAUCGGCGGUCUCCAGCCUGCCCCUUCUAUAAGAAAAUCCCAGGGACGGCAUUCACUGUGGAUGCAUUUCGUUACGGGUGCAUUGAGGGAUGCUCAGCAUACUUCCUUAGUCAUUUUCACAGUGAUCACUACGGUGGGCUUGGCAAGAAAUGGUCACACGGUCCUAUUUACUGCACUCCUCUCACGGCUCGCCUAGUUCAAAUGUGUCUAUCAGUAAAUCCUUUGUAUAUUUGCCCGUUGGAAUUGAACAUCAAACAAGUAAUUGAAGGCGUUACAGUGACAUUGCUAGAGGCUAACCAUUGUCCCGGUGCAGCUUUGAUUCACUUUUAUCUACCAAAUGGGCAAUGCUAUUUGCACACCGGGGACUUCAGAGCUUCUAAACAGAUGCAAGAUUAUCCCCUUCUUGUAAAUCAACAUGUGAAUAUACUUUAUUUGGAUACGACGUAUUGCAACCCAAAGUAUAAAUUCCCUCCACAGGAAACUGUACUAAACUAUGUUGUUAAGAUCACAGACAAUCACCUGAAAAAGCAACCAAGAACUUUAGUGGUUGUUGGGGCAUAUAGUAUUGGCAAAGAAUGUGUUUAUCGUGCAAUUUCCAAGGCACUCAAGGCAAAAAUUUAUGCAAAUGCUUCAAGAAGACGAAUUUUGCAAGCUUUUGGUUGGUCUGAGCUUUCAGAUAGCCUCUGUACCAAUGGAAAUAACACAUUUCUUCACGUUCUUCCCAUGGCAUCUCUGAGAUUUGAGAGAUUGAAGGAUUACUUGAAGACCUACGAGGAUCAAUUCACAGCAGUGUUAGCAUUUCGUCCAACAGGUUGGACUUUCAACCAGAAGAUAGGCAACCAUCUGGAACUAAUUAAACCCAUUUCUAAGGGCAAUAUCACGAUAUAUGGGGUUCCCUACAGUGAGCACUCCAGCUUCACAGAACUGCGAGAGUUUGUUCAGUAUUUGAAGCCUGAUAAGAUAAUCCCUACCGUGAAUAUCUGGAAUGAGGCCAACCGUGAGAAGAUGAAAUCCUACUUUCGAGACUGGUUGAGAGGCUAAUGCUUAUGCACUUUGAUAAACUGGGUUCGUAACCCGGGAUCUCCUUGCCCCAUUUAUAUGGGAAAUUCAAAUAUUUUCCGCUGGUUGCACUGUGUAGAACAUGGUUCGUCAACUCUGGCUGCGCCUUAGGGGCUCAAAUGCUUAAGGAUGACGUCACGGUUGAUUACAUUGCCGCAUUAAAUGGCCACAUCGCUUCCAGCCUACCACUUUUCCUGCAUGCUUCAAGUUCUGCUAAGGAAUACUUCGCAUUUGUUGUAAAAUUAGGAUUCAAAGGACAUCCUCCUCGUGGAACAUCCAGCAAUUCUAUUCAAGAGAAACAAAGAAAAUGGAAUAUAAGUUGUUCUAUUUCUUACGCUGACUUUUUUUUUUCCGGUUAUAUUGCAAUGUUAGAAGCCCACCUAAUGGGAAAAAGCUUAUUGUUGUUAUAUUGCAAUGUCAAAGGUGAUAUUUUUUCUCAAUGCACUCCAGGAAAGCAAAUUCUGCCAAGAUUUCAGUGUGACUCAAUUAUGGUAGAAGUAUAAUAGAAGUUCCAUUUGCAUGUAAUAGAGAUUAAGGUAGUAUAAGAUGUCCAAGUAUA